AUGGGCAAUGUCCUACGUUGUAAGUGUUGCUGUAGAAGAUCAACACCUUCACCCUCCACUCCUCCACCGCCACCUUUUGCUCCUUCUCCUCCUUGGAAUCCGGACGAUUAUACCGGCCCAGCCGUAUAUACCCAAAAUGUAUGUAGGGCUGGAGAACUAUUUCUGAUGAUUAGACGUGGAAAUGGGAAAGAUUGCGUGAAUAAACCUGUGUGUGCGGGAAAAUGUAAAGAAAAAGGAAGGAUAGCUGUGAGGGAAGAGUGCGCAGGAAAUACGUACGGUAAUGUCUUCAACUGGUUCAACAAGUGUUGCUGCGCCUCAUCCCCACCUCCAUCCCCACCACCGCCACCGCCCUCCCCUCCGCCUCCAUCCCCACCACCGCCACCACCCUCGCCGUCGCCAUCCCCACCACCGCCUCCGCCUCCAUCCCCACCACCGCCGCCGCCCUCGCCUCCUCCAUCCCCACCACCACCACCGCCAUCACCUCCUCCUCCAUCCCCACCACACCACCACCGCCAUCACCUCCUCCUCCAUCCCCAUCACCACCUCCUCCUUCCCCACCACCGCCCUACCCUCCUCCGCCGAGAACAAGAACAUGUGAUUAUAUAG
Messenger RNA from Papaver somniferum (opium poppy), 606 nucleotides. RefSeq names its product formin-like protein 20. Bases 1 to 606 code for a protein of 201 amino acids. The transcript has a single exon. The record is from RefSeq and is a predicted model, not a curated record. Lineage: Eukaryota; Viridiplantae; Streptophyta; Magnoliopsida; Ranunculales; Papaveraceae.